Messenger RNA from Trichosporon asahii var. asahii CBS 2479, 693 nucleotides. RefSeq lists its product as uncharacterized. The record is from RefSeq and is a predicted model, not a curated record. Bases 1 to 693 code for a protein of 230 amino acids. NCBI's taxonomy places the organism in Eukaryota, Fungi, Basidiomycota, Tremellomycetes, Trichosporonales, Trichosporonaceae. The transcript is spliced from 2 exons.
AUGCAGGCGCAGCAGCAAGAGUUCAACGCUCUGCCUCAGAAUCAGGUCCCGAUGCAGGCGCAACAACAGCAGCCCAUCCAGCAGCCGCAACAGCUACCCAACCUCCAGCCUCAGCAACCCUCAAGCAUGAACGCCCCGCGCGGCCCGGGACUCACCAUCGUGCCACCUCCCGCGCAGGCCAACAUCCCGGGGCUGCCCUACACUGGUCAGCCCAUCCUACAGACACCCGGAACCCUUGCGACUCUGACAGUCGUGCAGUUACGAGGCGCCCUCUCCGCCAAGACGCUGGUCGAGGAAGAGCUUCAACACGAGCUGGCCGUCCUGCGUUCCGAGAACCUCCGACUCAACGAGACGUUGUCGUUCUUCAUGAAGCGCGACAAGCAGCUCUACCCCGAGGUACUCAGGACGGAGUAUGCCAAGGUCGAACAGCGAGCUGAGCUGGAGCAGGCCGCGCGGACCAUUGCAGCUUGGUUCGAAACUCUACAGGGUACGGUGGACAAGCGGAUGGAGCACAACCUGCAGGACAUGUUUGAGGGCACCGGCGGUAGCGAUCGAGAGGCCCAGACCCGUAUGGCCCUUGGACAACAAGCCCAGGGUAUGGUGAAGCAGCUACAGGACGCCGUGGAGUCGUUGCGGAAGAUUGCCGAGGAGAGCUUGCGCGCGUUGCCGAUGCCUGAUUCCCCCUCGGAGUAA